AGAUUCAUCGCUCGCUCUCCGCCGCCUACCUGCCAGAGCGCACUCUGGGUCAGCCCUACAGCGAGGUCGCGUUGCCGGGCGGCUGUCGCGGGCGGGGCAGGGUCACUAACAUUUAGGCUUGGCCAUUAGCCAGGUUCGGCUCGUGCAGAAUCUGCCAACACGAAUCUGACAACAGCUUCCGCUUCCGGGAAGUCUCGGGUGCUGACGUCACUUCCACCAACAACAGCGACGUCAAAACUAAGGAACGAGAAGGGGGCGGCGGCGGCGGCGCCGCAGGAGGGUUUUUAUCUUCUUCUCUCCCCCCUCCCUCCCCCCCAGUACGCGGGGUUUCCUGAGUUCGUUCCCAGCCGGCGAGGUUCACGCACCGACUCGGCUCGUCGCGGCGGCGGUUGGAAUCGGAGCUUGGGAGAGUUCCAGCAAUAUCCUCAGCACUGUACAAUGUGCAAAAACAAAGAUCAUCCCUGCUUCAAAGAACUACAGUUCAGAAGAUAUUCUCAGAGGACAGGGUCACUGGAUAUAUACACUGGCUCGCAGAUGGGUCAGGGGCUGUGGAGAGUGGCUAGGAACCAGCAGCUGCAACACCAAGGAUACAGUGGGCAAGGCUAUCUCACCAGGGAGCAUGGCAGAAGAUUAGCUACUAACAGCAUUUCAAACACAAACCACCGUAAACAAGCCCAAGGAGGAAUUGACAUCUACCAUCUGUUGAAAACAAGAAAAUCUAAAGAACAAGAAGGAUUCAUUAACCUGGAAAUGCUGCCCCCUGAGCUUAGUUUUACCAUUUUGUCAUACCUGAAUGCAACAGACCUCUGCCUGGCUUCUUGUGUCUGGCAGGAUCUUGCUAAUGAUGAGCUUCUCUGGCAAGGGCUAUGUAAAUCCACGUGGGGACACUGCUCUAUAUACAAUAAGAAUCCGCCUCUAGGAUUUUCUUUUAGAAAAUUGUAUAUGCAGCUGGAUGAGGGCAGUCUCACCUUUAAUGCCAACCCUGAUGAGAUGUCCUUUGUUUUGUCUCAGGGAGUUAACUACUUUAUGUCCAAGGGUAUAUUGGAUGAUUCACCAAAGGAAAUAGCUAAGUUUAUCUUCUGUACAAGAACACUAAAUUGGAAGAAAUUGAGAAUCUAUCUUGAUGAAAGGAGAGAUGUUUUGGAUGACCUUGUGACACUGCACAAUUUCAGAAAUCAGUUCUUGCCAAAUGCACUGAGAGAGUUUUUCAGACACAUUCAUGCCCCUGAGGAGCGAGGGGAGUAUCUUGAGACUCUUAUAACAAAGUUCUCACACAGAUUUUGUGCUUGUAAUCCUGAUUUGAUGAGAGAACUUGGCCUUAGUCCUGAUGCAGUUUAUUUACUAUGUUACUCUUUGAUUCUGCUUUCCAUUGAUCUUACCAGCCCUCAUGUGAAGAACAAAAUGUCAAAGAGAGAAUUCAUCCGAAACACACGACGUGCUGCUCAGAACAUUAGUGAAGAUUAUGUAGGGCACCUUUAUGACAACAUCUACCUUAUUGGCCAUGUGGCUGCCUAAAAGCACAAUUUGCUAGGACUUAGAAUUUAUAGUUUACAAAAACUAAAGCUACCCACGGAAUUAAUUAUUUUGUAGAUAUGGGGGUUAUAUUAGUGCUGGUCAUUCUAACCUCUGUAUACAAUCACAAUGUGUGUUGUAUGUACUACCUUUUUUAGCAAUUUACCAUGGGAACCGAAGGAUUUUGCAGAGUUUUUUCUUAAUUUUGUUUAUGUUUUGCACAAAGCCGUGCCAUUAGUCUGACACAGCCAUUUACGAAUGUUAAACUGACAUUACAGUCUAAAGCUGACAAGAUGGUGAAUUUGUGCACUAGAUUUGCUUGAAAACUUUAACCAGUUCCAUUCUUUUUUAAAAUACCAUGUAAUGUGUACAUAUUUAACUAAAGAGAUUUAUAAUCAUUAUUUUAUUGUAAAAUAUUUUAACUAAAGUUUUUCCU
Molecule: messenger RNA, 1948 nt
Organism: Pelodiscus sinensis (Chinese soft-shelled turtle)
Lineage: Eukaryota; Metazoa; Chordata; Testudines; Trionychidae
Source: RefSeq, a predicted model, not a curated record